ACCUACUAACACAACAGUACAAUCAGCCAAGAUGGGUGCCCUCAAGUAUGUCGAGGAGCUUCAAAAGAAGAAGCAGUCGGACAUGAUGCGCUUCUUGAUGCGCGUUCGCUGCUGGGAGCUUCGCCAACUCAAGGUCAUCCACCGUGCCAGCCGCCCGUCGCGCCCCGACAAGGCCCGCCGUCUCGGUUACAAGGCCAAGCAGGGCUACGUUAUCUACCGUGUCCGUGUCCGCCGUGGAGGUCGCAAGAGGCCCGCUCCCAAGGGUGCCACCUAUGGCAAGCCCACCAACCAGGGUAUCAACCAGCUCAAGUACCAGCGUUCUCUCAAGUCGACCGCCGAGGAGCGUGUCGGCCGCCGCUGUGCCAACUUGCGCGUCCUGAACUCCUACUGGAUCAACCAGGACUCUACGUACAAGUACUACGAAGUCAUCCUCGUUGACCCCUCCCACAAGGCCAUCCGCCGCGAUGCCCGCAUCAACUGGAUCGUCAACCCCGUUCACAAGCACCGCGAGAGCCGUGGCCUCACCGCUACCGGCAAGAAGAGCCGUGGUCUUGGCAAGGGACACGGAUACAAUAAGACCACCGCCGGCAGGAGGAAGACCUGGAAGAGGCACAACACCCUCUCCCUCUGGCGUUACCGGUAAAUGCAUUGAGGCUCUUGCGUGCAUGGUGGGAAACAUGGUCAAUCUUUUCGAGCGAAUGGGCUGGCGUGCAUGGAAAAGCUAUUCAAGGCUCUAUAGCUGC
Messenger RNA from Paraphaeosphaeria sporulosa, 743 nucleotides. RefSeq names its product 60S ribosomal protein L15. Lineage: Eukaryota; Fungi; Ascomycota; Dothideomycetes; Pleosporales; Didymosphaeriaceae. The record is from RefSeq and is a predicted model, not a curated record. Gene Ontology annotation, molecular function: RNA binding; structural constituent of ribosome. Gene Ontology annotation, biological process: cytoplasmic translation. The transcript is spliced from 5 exons. Gene Ontology annotation, cellular component: cytosolic large ribosomal subunit; ribosome. The coding region runs from base 32 to 643 and encodes 203 amino acids.